AUGGCGCUGCACCCGCUCGCGUGGACGUACGGCUGCUUGGACACGAGCGUCUACGAGCGUCGCGCGCCGCGACCUUUUGUCAUGGCCCGCGACUCGUUCUUAGCGCCAACCGCCAGUGUCCGCCGCAUCUCGUGUACUUUGCAGCCCAAUUUUACGCUCUACACGCUGCUCGUUGUCGACAUGUCCGAGUUUUUCGUGCUCCGAAAGCGCUACUCGCAGUUCUACGCGCUCCGAAAAGCUCUGCGUAAGCGCUAUACCACGGCGCCACCGGCCAUCCGCGCGCUCUUGCAGCCCGUGCUCAACAUGCCCUUUCCGCGGCGCUACCUCGGGCCCGACGACGCGCUCAUUCGCCUUGAGCGGCAGCGCGGGUUCCGUGACCUCAUUGGACCCUUGCUGCUGUUGCGCCGAGGUCUUCCCGCCACGGACGGAGUCGCGGCAGUGAUCGAGGCCUUCUUUUGCGAGUCGACCACCAGAGACUACCCAUCCUGCGUCUCUGUCGCCAGCUGUAUGGACGACUGUGCAAUCUGCCUCGACCCACUGGACCCGUUCGGGACCGACAACCCGUGGCAUGUUCGGGCGAGGCGUCGACUGCAGCUACCGUGCGGCCACGAGCUCCACGAAGAUUGCGUGGCGCCCUGGCUCGAGCGGCGCACAACGUGCCCGCUCUGCCGCGUCCAGGUUACGUCGGGCCGCGUGCGCAUGCGUGGCAUCUCGAUGGACCGACUGCAGUAA
Molecule: messenger RNA, 732 nt
Organism: Saprolegnia diclina VS20
Lineage: Eukaryota; Oomycota; Saprolegniomycetes; Saprolegniales; Saprolegniaceae
Exons: 2
Coding region: 1-732 (243 amino acids)
Biological process (GO): ubiquitin-dependent protein catabolic process
Cellular component (GO): cytoplasm
Molecular function (GO): ubiquitin protein ligase activity; phosphatidylinositol binding
Source: RefSeq, a predicted model, not a curated record